AUGAAGGGAUUGUUCCUAAUCACUGCAGUUCUUUUGUCGUUUCUUCAAGACUCAUGCGGAGAUGACUUACCUAUCUGUAGGGACCUCAGAGCUCCAUUCCAAUACCCUGACGCUACAUACUGCCCACAGUAUGCUGAGUUAGGCUGCUGCGGAAAAAGAGGAGAAAGGCGUGCAGAGAAAACUGUGCCUUGCAGCCAGGAAAAGGAGGCUUGCGCCGAGUACACCCGCAAUAUUAGCUGUCUAACGUGCUCACCGUUUUCUGGACGGAUGUUCGACGACAGCGACAAUGCCCGUAUUCCACUUUGUCGCAGCUACUGCGCGGAAACGUACAGGAAAUGUAGGUACUCCUUGCUCAAAAUCUUCAAACUACGUCCGUGGAGAGAUGGACUUGUGUCAAGGAACCCUGAAACAGAGGAGGAGCUAGAACGAGACGCCGUAGCGUUUUGCGAGAAGUAUGCCUCCGAAGCUCCCUACUGCUAUCCUCAAAUCAUGGCGUUGGAGAGCCAACACACCUCGCCGCGGCCACGUUCACCGACCGACUGCGUGUGCGCUGUCCCUGUAGCCACAAGACUGGUUCAACCGCAGGCUAUUGCCGACCCAGGGGACAAGUCUAACCGACUUUUUAUCCUGGAGGAAAGUGGAAAUGUCAAGAUUCUUGAUCGUGGAUUAAAUAAAGUUCUGGAAGAACCAUUACUCAACAUGACGCGUGUUUUAUCUGUCGACAAGGAGACGGAGCCCAAUUUGACAGUAGGAAUCGUCAGUGCCCUCUACUUCAAGGACAGCUAUCUCCACAUUGCUAUCGGUAGGACCCCAGAAUCCAAGGAUGUCUUAAAUCUUCGCUCUUACAACGGAAAGAUAAUUCGAAUAGACGUAGACGACCAAGAUCCUGGGAAGGAAUAUGCUAUACCACCGGACAAUCCAUUCAUCAACGACCCUGAUGCCUUCCCUGAGAUCUAUGCCUAUGGAUUUGUCCAGCCAUGGAGAUGUUCAGUUGACCCGGGGGAUCCAGUUGAUGGGUAUGCUCGUUCGGAUCUGAUUUUUCCCAUUAAUUCCUAUACCUACGGACGAGACAUUGGUCUUGUAGGAGGCUAUAUGUACUAUGGGUGUCUACACCCAAACCUUAAUGGAAAGUACAUAUUUGGAGAUUAUACUGGAGGAAUGUUGAUCAUGGAGGAGGACAGGGACACUGGUGAAUGGGAGCGUCACAGACUCUGCAUCGGAGAUAGCAGCAUAUGUCCUGGGGCAGACGUCUCUCCUCUCUUUGUGGCCUCACUUGGACAAGACAGCAACCAGGAGAUUUACAUAGUAGCCAUUGAAAGGGACACAAUGGAUGCAGUUGCAUCAGGUGUCCUCUACCAGAUCACUGACCCUACCCUGAGGAAUGACCCUCAAGAAUGCAAUAAGAAGAACACCAAGUUUACUUAAACAACUGAUCCUUUAGAGAUCUAGCUCCUAUAACAAAUUUUGUUGAUAUUUCCCCUGUAAAUGUAAUGCUUGUUACUAAAAUGUCUAUGAUUGCUCUCUGCUGG
Messenger RNA from Geodia barretti, 1529 nucleotides. The record is from the annotation of a GenBank genome assembly. NCBI's taxonomy places the organism in Eukaryota, Metazoa, Porifera, Demospongiae, Tetractinellida, Geodiidae.